Molecule: messenger RNA, 3766 nt
Organism: Leptinotarsa decemlineata (Colorado potato beetle)
Lineage: Eukaryota; Metazoa; Arthropoda; Insecta; Coleoptera; Chrysomelidae
Gene: Cad
Product: caudal
Biological process (GO): anterior/posterior axis specification; cell differentiation; regulation of transcription by RNA polymerase II
Cellular component (GO): nucleus
Molecular function (GO): RNA polymerase II transcription regulatory region sequence-specific DNA binding; DNA-binding transcription factor activity, RNA polymerase II-specific
Source: RefSeq, a predicted model, not a curated record
AACAAUGAAACACAAACAGUUUCUAGAAUUUUACAAGCUGAGGUUGUAUAUUUUUCCAGAAUUCAUAAUAUUUUACAAGAAAAGAUCAUGAGAAUUUCCAAACUGAACCACAACUAAUCUGUACCUAAAUAUAUCUACCAAUAAUUGAUGAUAACUAUUCAAAGAAUCUUAUUGUAGGUAGUGUGAAGAUUUCCCAUUCGUCAAUGUGUAAUUGAAGAAUUAAUUUACAUUCAUUUGUUCGGUGUGUGAAGAGUUUUCUCCAAAGUUUUCCCACUUUCCAUGGAGUGAAGUCGAAGUAAAAAGUCAAAAAGUUUUUCUCCAAUAACAAAUUUGAGUUUUUACUUUGUUGCCCUUCGCGAUUGACUGGUUUUAUUCGUUCGAAAUAGAUAACAAAAAUUCUAAUAACUUUACAACUCGAACUAAUCCUUUCCACCUGAUAUUACCCAAAUCGGUCUUUAAGAUAAAUCCUCCUAAUUUGUUACCCCACAAGAUUCAAAUAAUAAAUUACACUCUUGUACUCUCAUUUGCGUUCGUGUAUCCGUAUUGUUUUCGAAGGUUUACAGAAAAUACACAACAAUAGUCCUCACCAAAUACAUUAGAAUAACAAAGGAUUCGUUACACACGUAGGCGUCGAAUUCGAGGCCUUUUAAACUAAUUAAAUAUUGCUUAAUAUCGCAGCCAGUUUUUAAAGGAAACGCGAUUGGAGCUCGCAGACACCUUCAGCCAUGAUUCGGUACGCGUCCUCCUGAUUGGCAAACUGCGUAGUGUUAGCUCCUCCCACUAAUCACUAAAUCCUUAUCUCCCCGCAAUAGGUAACUUAGCGCUCUUUACGCUUCAGUUGCACGCAGUGUUUGUUCUGUUUGUGUGUUAUAUUUUUAAUUGUACAUCGCUUGUCAGAGGCGUUCGUUUUUUAUAGAGUGGUUUUCCAUCGGAUUUUGGAUGUUACAGUGCGUUCCUAGCGGUCUCCGCUAAGUUCACUAGGAAUGGUGUAUCACGCACAAACUGGACCAAUUUAUCGUCAUCAAUCAGCAAACGGGUAUUUCCAGACAAAUUCCCCGAUGCAUUCGUGGUACGCGUAUUCCCAGCCAGCUCAGCUGGGAGCAGCCCCGAAUCCGUAUUGUGUACAGGAGGAGCAGCAAAUGUGGCCCCAUCACCACCCUCACGCCGUAUUCCCUCACACGGACUUUCAGGACUAUAUGCACACAGGGAUCCCGCCUAUGCAGCAUCCGCAGCAUCAGCUCGACCCGGAAAAUCACCAACUCCCUUCGCCUCCGACGACGGUGUCGGGAAGUGAACUAUCAAGUCCUGGGGGACAGAAUGAUAAUAUAUCGUCGCACAGUCAUAACUCGGCGCGGCCUCCCCGGGUUAAAAGUCCCUUCGUGUGGAUGAAACCGUCUCAUCAUGCUCAACCAAAUCCUGGCAAGACGAGGACGAAAGACAAGUAUCGAGUGGUUUACACGGAUCACCAGCGAAUAGAGUUGGAGAAGGAAUUCACAUUCGUUAAUAAAUACAUAACGAUAAGAAGAAAAUCAGAACUGGCUGCAAACCUUGGUCUCAGUGAAAGACAGAUAAAAAUUUGGUUCCAAAACAGGAGAGCCAAGGAAAGGAAGCAAAGCAAAAAGCGUGCCGAAGAAAAAUCCCAACUCGAAAUCAACCCUUACCAACAAAACCUUCAACACAUGGACAUGCUCGCCCAACACGUCCCAAAUCCAGCAGUUGUGAUGCCCACUCCUUCUAUUGAGAUGCAUAGGUACAUGGACAACCAAGUGAUGAAGCAUGAGAAUAGUGCUUCAUAGUUGGUGACGAGUUAGGAGAUGGAGCAGCUUUAUUGAUUUUUAGCUCGAGGGUGAAACCCAAAUUUUAUGAAAUCAUUCAGGUUUUUGUUUUGUAUAGUCAAACGUUUUUAGAAGCCUACUUCAUUGAAUGAUGGACAAUCUGAGGACGAUAUUCAGUUGUUCGAGUUGAGAAACCUUCGAAUGUACAUAAAAUAAUUUAUAUUUGUAGAAAUACGUCCGUGUUGUAUUUUCUAUAGCAAUUUGAAAGAAUUAAGAGAUAGUUUUGCAGUGAAAAUCAUAUGCAAUACAAUGAAGCCAUCAUUACUUUCAUUUGAAUUUAAUUUCAAGUAUGCAAGUUGAUGAAAACAAUCUGAUUGCCUGACUCUCCUUUCCUCUAAUAAAAGUAGGAAUUUUCUAAACUGGUAAAGUUUCUGUCAGUCAAACAUCUUUCUUAUAAUACGUUUCUGAAUAUUUCAAAGUGUCCAUAUCUCUUUGUCCAAGUUUCUACUGAUAUAACUUUAUCUUUUAUUUCUGAUUAUCUCUGAUAAUCAUCUCAGUUAGUGCAAAUCUUCAUAUUAUCUACGUCAUCUACCCUUCGUUUGUAAAUAUCAAGAUAUAGCUUAGGGAUUGACUUUUCAAUGCUUUAGACUCGUUUUAUAAAUAGAAAUGUGUGAUCUUACAGAUGAGAAACUUGUAGAUCUGUCCCUCUCCGUUACAGUCUCAACAAUUUCACUGACCUAACCAAACCAGAGUUGUUCCUUUGAAAAUCUUAGUGAAUAUCUCUUAAACAUUUAUAUAUCAGAAAAUAUAUACGAGUAUACUUAUUGCGUACUUUCUGAUCACCUCGUUUUGGUAUGAAUCGCAGCUGAUUCUGACAUAAUCAUUCAGACCAUUAUUCACUGCUGAACUAUCGCUUAUAAUUUAUUUCAAAUUUAUCAUCGUUCUGCAGGUUGGAGACCUGUAAGAAAAAAUAUCGUUAGGGAUGGACAACUGAACGAACAUGCAUUUUUUUCAGUUGUAUUUUUGGAAAAGAAUCAGAACUCCGAAUUUUCUAGAAACAGCUCGCAAGCACCUAAGCAACCCUGUUUAGUCAAGUCUUUUAUUUUCCACAAAGCUGGAGCAUGUUUUUAUCGUGAUAAGUUGUACACAUCCUCCCGUCCAAAUUAAGAUGAAUUUAUGCAGUCAAUUAGUAAGUGAAAAUUAUCAAUUAACAAGAAUAAUGUGAUAAAACUGAUAACACUUAUAGACUCAAGCUCAUAAGCCUUGGAAUUUCUGAGAAAUGUGAAAACCUAAUCUAUUUUAAAUGGAGUGGGGUGAAUCAGAAAUUGACUGAUAAGAUCUUACAAAAGAACUACAUCAGUUUUAUUUUCAACUCUGAUAUUAUAAUAACCUCUCAGAUGAAUCAAACAUUAGACUGCCACUAGUGACAAAAACCAACCCUAAUGAACAUCAAUAUUGUGAAAAAAAAUUAAGUUAUUAAUUAUUGUUUUCGAACGGACAAACCCGGGAUCAUCUGCCUACUGGAUGAAUAGUUUCAAAAAGUUAUGUUUUCCAAACUUCUAUUUGUUAUAGGAAUGUAGGCUUUCUGUGCUGGUGUCAAUGUUUUGAUUAGCUUCCGGGUUUUGCCGUUAUCCUUCUUGGAUUAUAAUCCCCAAACGUUUCAACUACAACUGCGGCAGUCAUCAUCAGUGGCGUGGUCGAAGUACUCUUCUUGACGUGUCAACUGAAACUACUUUUCACUUGUUAAUUGAUAGUUCUCAAUUUUUAUGCCUACUUCAUUCCUUUGUUUCAAACCUGGCUACUUUCUAAUUGAGUCUGCUAAAUUCACUAUCAAAAGUGCAAUUUUUAUUUCGUGCAAUGAUAAACUCUAAAAGAGAAUAAAUUAGUUAGCUCUGUAUAUGUUCAAAAUUCUAUUAUUGUAAUAUAGGUAUGAUUGAUUUUACGAAUUUUGUGUAUAAAAAACUUAUAAUAAUAAAAAUUUUGUUUUUUAA